Messenger RNA from Syzygium oleosum, 1357 nucleotides. RefSeq names its product protein SRG1-like. The record is from RefSeq and is a predicted model, not a curated record. Bases 89 to 1180 code for a protein of 363 amino acids. NCBI's taxonomy places the organism in Eukaryota, Viridiplantae, Streptophyta, Magnoliopsida, Myrtales, Myrtaceae. The transcript is spliced from 4 exons.
CACAACUGGCUCACCUACACUCCUCUCUUGUUAGCAUACUAAGCUAAUCAUCGGUCUUUGUGAUUUCUCAUCCUCUGGAUUGUUAUCAAUGGAGACACAGGUAAGCGCACUAGGGAGGACGCUCCUCGUGCCAUGUGUUCAGGACAUGCUGAAGGAGAACCCGACCAAAGUCCCGAAGAGAUACGUCCGCGACGAUCAAGAAUCUCCCGUGAUCACCGACGCUUGUUCCGGCUUGCCUCAAGUCCCCGUGAUCGACUUGGGGAGGUUGGUUUCGGAGGACGGUGCAGAGCCGGAGCUCGAGAAGCUGCACCAUGCGUGCAAAGACUGGGGCUUCUUUCAGCUGAUAAAUCAUGAAGUGAGCCCUAAGUUGCUAGGGAAAGUGAAGAAGGGGAUCGAAGAGCUGUUCAACAUGCCAAUGGAAGAGAAGAAGAAGUUUUGGCAGAGAGACGGAGAAUUGGAGGGCUUCGGACAGGCCUUUGUGUUCUCGGAAGACCAAAAGCUUGAUUGGGCUGACCUGUUCUACGUCAACACCCUCCCUGCUUCUCUCAGGAAGCCUCACUUGUUCCCCAAACUCCCUCUUCCCUUCAGAGGCGAUUUGGACACCUACUCAAAGGAAAUGCAAACCCUAGCCAUAAAGCUCCUCUACCUCAUGGUGAAGGCUUUAGGAAUGGAGGCAAAGGACCUCGAGGGGAUGUUUGAAGACGGGUUGCAAGGGAUGAGGAUGAACUAUUACCCACCAUGUCCACAACCUGAGCUCGUGAUAGGCCUAAACUCUCACUCCGAUGCUGACGCGAUCACCAUUCUCCUCCAGGUCAACGAAAUGGAGGGCCUCCAGAUAAGGAAAGAUGGAAAGUGGAUUCCUGUGAAACCUCUCCCUGGUGCUUUCAUCAUCAAUAUAGGAGACAUUGUUGAGAUUAUCACGAAUGGGAUAUACCAGAGCAUCAACCAUCGAGCGACAGUGAAUGCAGUGAAGGAGAGGAUCUCCAUUGCAACGUUCUUCAGUCCGAGAAUCGAUGCUAAGAUUGGUCCCACGCCGAGCCUCAUAACCCCGGAGACCCCAGCAUUGUUCAGGAGGACAACGGUGGCAGAACAUCUGAAGGGCUAUCUAACAAGCGAGCUGAAGGGAAAAGCUCAUCUUGACGCUAUGAGGGUUAGGCACGAGGAACCCUCGAAGAGCUGAGUUAUCUUUUGAGCAUGAAUGUGAAAAUGGUGACACGCAGAAUGGUCAUGAAACCAGACUAUAUGAUAUGGGUUUUGUAUCUCGUGGAGGUCCUUUUUGAGGAAGACAAUAACGACUUCAAAAACUUGCUGUCAGUCUCAUCUCUUGCUUAUCUGAACCAUCAAACAGUCUUGUGAA